Messenger RNA from Xylaria bambusicola, 3760 nucleotides. RefSeq names its product cation transport protein-domain-containing protein. Gene Ontology annotation, cellular component: plasma membrane. Gene Ontology annotation, molecular function: high-affinity potassium ion transmembrane transporter activity. The coding region runs from base 581 to 3256 and encodes 891 amino acids. Gene Ontology annotation, biological process: intracellular potassium ion homeostasis; potassium ion import across plasma membrane. The transcript is spliced from 3 exons. The record is from RefSeq and is a predicted model, not a curated record. NCBI's taxonomy places the organism in Eukaryota, Fungi, Ascomycota, Sordariomycetes, Xylariales, Xylariaceae.
CUCAUCCCUUUUACUGCUUGAUAGUAAGUUCACCCAUAUGGACUCCCUAUUCUCAUGUUUUCGUGAUAAGUGGUAUACUCUGGGACAUUGAACUCCAUCUCCCAACUGCGUCACUCAACACCUUUUUUUUCUUUUCCUUUCUUUUCUUUCCGACGUCUUUCCAGGAAUCUUGCGGACUUGUCUGUCACAACAAUUAGACAAGACUAAUUAAUUGUUUCCCUCCCCUUUGUACUCUAUUCAUGCCGGGCCCUGUCGGAUUCUUUCAUUCGACCUUUUCAUGUGCUUUGAACCCUUGCCCACAUUCGCUUUAUCUGUGCAAACAACAAACAUAGACACCAGCUAUUCGAACGCCUGUCUCAUGCGCUUUUCUAGCCGCUUGGAUUCAUAAAUAUAUACUCACGCUAACUCGACUCAAUUAGCUUCUAAUAAUACACGAUGCUCUGGGUUUGCUCUGCUAGUACUGAAGACCUAAAGCAACAGGUCUAUCACGCCUUAGACCUCUAACAUUGGCUUCUCUCAACGUUCAUCCACCCUGUUCAUAAUACGCUUCUAUUAACAAACCAACCUAUAUCUGCCUAUCAUGGGUAACGCCCGUGAACAUCUUGUAAAAUGGGCUCAGGCUCUUCGCCCGGCCUUCCUCUCACGACAUCCUCACUUUAAUUUCAUCACACUCCACUAUUUUUGGAUCAUUGGGUGGACUAUCAUAGGUUCCGUUCUUAUGUAUGCCUCUGCUCAUGGUCAGUUGGCUUACGUCGAUGCACUCGCUUUUGCUGCAGGUGCCAAUACCCAGGCGGGCUUGAACACCGUAGAUAUAAACCUCCUAAACACCUUUCAACAACUUGUCAUGUAUUUUUCUGCCCUUCUGUCCAAUCCAAUCACAAUCCACUCUUCUGUAGUAUUCCUUCGGCUCUACUGGUUCGAGAAGCGGUUCCAACAUAUCGUUCGGGAAGCACGAUCUCGGAGAAUUACUAUCAGUAAAUCACGCACCAAGUCUAAGCUGGAUUCGGCAACCCUGGAAAAGGGUAUAAAUGGCCGAAGCAUCAAUGUCGUACGUACUCCAGGAACGGUGACACGAGUGGCAAACGAUGGCAUGUUGCUGGAUGCAUACUCGAUAGAUGGGCAGACAAAGGCGGACGCGCUUACGAAUACGUCUGGAUCAGAAGAUGGUUCAGAGUCCAAGAAUACGGAGGAAGAGCAGCGAACUGCUCAGCCUCAGAUUAAAUUUGCCACCGAAGUACGCCGAAGUGAUACGGUAGAGGAUGAUGACGGACCCCCUAUCCUUCUACCCGAAAGGAGAUCAAAUGCCGAGCAUAUUGCCAUUCUUGAAAAGCAACGCAAAGCCGACAAGAGCGUAUUGAGGAUUCCUGGCCCUCGAGACGCCGAUAUGGGAGCCCUGCCUGAGGAGUUUGAGGGUGACGUUGAGGCCGAGCCGGAAUUUCCGCGGAGCCGACGUGAUUCAAGCAUGGAGCGACCGCAAGCGAUACAUCGACCACUACCAUAUGGGGAGAGACAACAGACCAUUACUAUUGCAGAACCUGAUAAACCCAGAAAGGAAGAUACUAGCAUACCUACAAGGAUCGAAGACGACGUAGAGGCAGCUGCGCAUGUUGUUGGGGCUUCUCUCAGGUUCCGAAAAUCGAGAACAGCAGGUUCAGGUUACCCCCCAACCGAUACCGAAGAUACGCUUGAAGACUCUCGUGCCAAUCCUCUGCGUCGCAUAAAGACGGCUUUGACACGAGGAAAGGAUGAGGACCCUAUGCCAUAUCUUAGUUGGCAGCCGACAAUAGGUCGAAACUCACAAUUCGUUGACCUAACUGAAGAGCAAAGAGAAGAGCUUGGCGGUAUUGAAUACCGUUCAUUGAAGACGCUUGCACUAUGUCUCACCAUAUAUUUCUGGGGCUACAGUAUUCUGGGAAUCAUCACUUUGGUCCCAUGGAUCGUGCACAAUAAUCCCUACUAUGGCUCUGUUCUAGAGGGUUAUGGUAUUGGUCGUGUAUGGUGGGGAUUCUGGACAGCCAAUUCCGCAUUCAUGGAUCUCGGGUUCACGUUAACUCCCGACAGCAUGAACUCCUUCAACACGGCGAUCUUCCCAUUACUCAUCAUGUCAUUCCUCAUCAUUCUGGGCAACACUGGAUUUCCUGUCGCCCUACGUUUCAUGAUUUGGCUUGGGUCAUUGUUUGCGCCACGUGGCUCGGGUCUCUGGGAAGAGCUUCGGUUUCUGCUUGACCAUCCUCGGCGAUGUUUCACGCUACUUUUCCCUUCGAAUGCGAACUGGUGGCUGUUCUUCAUUCUUAUCGCUCUCAACACUAUAGAUUUAAUUUUGUUCAUCGUUCUUGAUCUGGGCAGCGGGCCUAUUUCUAAACUUCCGUUGCAUGUCCGAUUUUUGGACGGCUGGUUUCAGGCCGCGUCGACAAGAACUGCUGGGUUUUCGUGCCUCAAUCUCGCUGAAGUUCACCCCGCAGUGCAGACUUCGUACUUAAUCAUGAUGUAUAUUUCCGUCUUUCCUGUGGCCAUAUCAAUACGAAAGACCAACGUAUACGAGGAACAAUCCCUCGGCGUAUACGAGUCAAAGGAUGACUUUGACGAUAACCAGCCCAGCAUAUCUUACGUAGGCACCCAUUUGCGUCGCCAAUUGUCUUUUGACUUGUGGUACGUUUUCCUCGGAUUCUUCAUCCUCACCAUUACUGAAGGCGGCCGUCUUGUCUCCGGAGAUUUUUCUAUGUUUGCCGUGCUCUUCGAACUUGUCAGUGCCUAUGGUACCGUCGGGCUAAGUUUGGGGUAUACGGGGACCAACACAUCACUUGUUGGGCAAUUCUCCGUCCUUGGGAAACUCGUUAUCAUUGCUAUGAUGAUUCGCGGCCGCCAUCGUGGUCUCCCUUACGGACUUGACCGCGCUGUUCUCUUACCCAGCGAAAAUCUCCACCGUAAGGAGGUAGAGGACGCUGAGUUGAGACUUCAGCGGCGCCAAUCCGCUAUUUCUGCACAUCCGGCGGACCGUGCUUCAAUGAGCAGAGGAAGAGAGCGUAGUCGGAGUGUCGAUCGAGGCAAUAUUUUUGCCGGAUUACUACACAUUGGACCAGCGUAUUCGAUGGCCAAGUCUGAAGCCAAGUCAGAGCAGGCCUCGGGGCUUACCAGACCGGACACAUUGAAGCGCUAUACUAGUGCCACGUCAACCAAAACCCGUGGUUCUCAUGAUCAGGGAACUAUAGACUCCAGAGCCCGAAGAGCAGAAACACAGCCAGUCUCAACCUCAUAGUGGAGGACGAGAACGCUAGUGGAUCACAAUGAGCCUGAGCACCAGUCGAGACCGCGAUCUGCCCCUUCCUUCCAAAGCCCUAAAUGGGGCUUCGAUAGCAAUCGUAGAUGGAGUAAUCGAAGCACUCGUGUACAGUGGUACCUAGGAAGCACCGGGUAGGUAACCAAACAAACGACGAGCACGGCGGGUGGUGCCAACAGUUAAUGGACGUCGGGAGGGGGCACAUAUAUAUAUAAUACGCACCAUUUCCCAUAUAUAUACACCCUAAAAUUACGUAUUUAGAGGCGGCGGUUCACACCGAAUAAGGAUAGAGAAACUGCGGAACUACGAGGCCCCGCGCGGCCCUGGGGUGUCGCCGGGAGCGAGUGAAUAUCAGCGUACCUCGUCUCCCGCAAGAUUGCUAUCCCGUCACGAUUUUGUUGCUACUUAGAUCGAUAGUAUUAUGAGAAAAGAAUGAUUUACUUCUUCUACAACCCCUUUAUAUGUGUAAUUACUAUAGUUAUA